Molecule: messenger RNA, 1670 nt
Organism: Cantharellus anzutake
Lineage: Eukaryota; Fungi; Basidiomycota; Agaricomycetes; Cantharellales; Hydnaceae
Product: regulator of chromosome condensation 1/beta-lactamase-inhibitor protein II
Exons: 7
Coding region: 350-1597 (415 amino acids)
Biological process (GO): mitochondrial respiratory chain complex III assembly
Cellular component (GO): mitochondrial inner membrane
Source: RefSeq, a predicted model, not a curated record
GCUCUGUGGCCUCCCACCUUAUUCUGCGGCAGAAGAUUUCAAAUGACCAGAAGAGCGAGCUGGCCAUUCCAAAGGCGGAAUCAAAGCUGAGAGUAACUGGCUCCCAUCCAGCUGUACUAGAGUCUGGAGAACUCAUUGCACAUGGAUGGGGUUCGCCUAAGAUCAUUAGCCACAUCUGGCUGAGACUUUGAAAUUUCCUCUGCCAGUUGACCGCUUAUCUGGACAUGCAUUCCGGGACGUUGCGCUUCACGAUACUCACGGGGCGCUAGUGGAUGCAGCUGGAGAUCUACAUCAAUGGGGAGAUGCUGUUGGUGACACACCUAGAUGCACACUGAAGGGCGAAGAUUUAAUGCAUUUAUCUAUUUCGCCUUCAAACAUAUUCGCUCUCUCCCGUUCUGGUCGAAUUUUCUCCUUGCCAUCUGACGGUUCCGUUCCCGUGGCUCAAACGAGCACAUACUGGAUACUGAAUUGGUCUCCAUCGCCAUAUCAGCUCACCUCUGAUGCCAAGCUCCACUCGGGAGAAAAAUUCACGUCCAUCUCCGCUGGCAAUAAUCAUCUCCUUGCCGUCACUUCCGCCGGGCGUACGUUUACCCAUCCCAUAACUCUCAAUGCAAACUCCCAUGGACAGCUGGGAACGCGUAAAAUACACGUCGAGACCGUCGGUGGCUCGUCUCCAAGAGAGCAGGUUGAGCUUAUCCCUAAAUUACAGGAAGACCCAUUCUCAAAUGAUACCCCUUUCGCUCGUCCUAAAUCCCCCGACACUCCUGUUGGGCCUGAGAAACGUCCUUCGCGACUGUUGUACGAAAUUCCUUCGCUGAGAGGGAUCAAUGUUGCACAAGCAGUUGCAGGUGGAAGAAGUAGUUAUGUACGCACGAAAGAUGGUCGCGUCUUAUCGUGGGGGGCGAAUGAGUAUGGGCAGCUGGGUUUGGGAGCACUUGUUACACUUCCUUGUGUAUUUGUCCCAACAGAGAUUUCUUUAGCUCGGACAUACUCUUCGGGCACUUCUAUCAAAUGCACCGAUCUCGCAGCUGGAGGCGAUGCGGCAUACUUUACGGUCGAAAGCAGUUCUCUUCAGCUUCCUGUUCCGGCUGUGGACGUCUUUGCCUGCGGAAUGGGACAAUGGGGUGCACUGGGAAAUGGGUCCUUCUCCCAAGCACAGAGCACACCAGUCAAAGUUAAGGUAAUCAGUGGAAAUGCAAUGCAUAACGAAACAGAAGGCCGAACGCAAGCUAUCCGCCCUAUAACGAUAACCGCUUCACCCACGGGUGGCCACACGCUCACCCUCCUUUCUGGCGCACAUGACGUCCUCGCGUGGGGAGCCAACGGAUCUUACCAGCUCGGCAACGGUAAACGGUCAAACCUUCCCCAGCCGACAUACAUGCGUGACUUUAUGGUGACCUACAACCCUACUUCGGAUCCAAACGAGGCAGCAGCGGAGUAUGGAUUGAUCCCAGAGAGGAUGUCGCUGAGGGUGUGUAUAGUAAAACAGUUGCUCGAUAUGAAGGGGACGAGCCAUGGGAGGAACGUGAAGGUGCAGGAAUGGCCGGUUGCAGGAGGAAAAGCCAGCUUAAUCUAUUGGCGUAUUGCCAAUCCUUAAUCCUUUUGAUCGCGCAUUUUGUUCCUGCUUACUACAUGAAAAAAAAUUGCCCCCUCUGUGGAUCGAACACAGG